UUUUUGAAACGUUAUAUAGAAACUAAUAACCUGUUCAUCCGUGUACGCAUAAACAAUGUACAUGAUAGUAAAGUUUGUUUUAAAUGUGUUCACCGAUACGGAAAACCCAGAGGGCUAAAAUUAGAUGUUAUCGAUCAACAAGGAACGUUGCUCUUUGGUUCUGGGAACGAUUUGUCGGAACAAAGGAUUUUAAGUAUGGCUGUUUCUUUGCAUAUUAAACUUCUAACUGAUAUUUCUGACAUGAUGGAAACAGAUAGUCCGGAAUACAUAAAUUUUGUUUAUAAUAUGACUCAGUUUGUACCAAAAGGGUUACUUAACAGUAAACCAAAUCUAUUGGGAAAGUUUGCUGCAAUGAAAAGUAAAGGGAAACUUGAUAUAGGAAAAUACGAUAAUUUAAAAAAAGUUGCAAAGGACAGUGGAAAUAAUGACGUAGAUGAAUUGAUCCAAGAAAGAGAACAGGAAAUUAUCGAAGCACUGGCGAGUGAAAAUUUGGGAAAGGCCAGUGGUCAGUCUACUUUAACUACCAACUGCGGUCAGUCUGUAUGUCAGACUGGAUCGCAGAAAGAUCGUGGUCAGUCAAGCUCAGUUACACCUAGUGCUAGUAGCAGGAGCGGCCAGAUUAAGUCAGGUGCAGAUAAAGUGGACAUAAAUGAUAAAAACGUGAAGAAGAGAAAACACGAAGAAGAAACAGAUCAAUCGGAUCCAUUGUAUGGGGUUGAUGUACAAGGAAGGGGGAAGUACGAUACUGAUGGGAAGAAGGGGUUCUUGCUUAUUCUCAACUAUGAAAGAUCAGGACUGGGAAAUGAUGUUAGAAACUUGGAAUCUUUCUUCGGUAACGACCUUGGAUUUGAUGUGAAAACAGUUUCGGGCAACCUAACAGCAUCUGAUAUAUGGACAGGUUUGAAUGAAACCAGGGAAAAACUGAAUGGAGAUACAAAACGAACCUAUUAUGCUUUCAUUUGCGUCAUACUUAGCCACGGUAACAAGGUCGGAAUCGCAUUUAAAGAUGGGGAAACAAUAUCGGUUGAUGACAUUAGAAAACACUUCAUAAACAGUGAUCAAACAAUGAACAACUUUACAGGUCGACCAAAGUUGUUCUUCAUACAGUCGUGUCGCGGUGAUGAUGUACAGGGUUUACAUCAAGUUGAUGAGGCAGACGACCAUGAAAAAGAAGAUAUUAUUGACGAGUCAGAUGAAAUUUUCAAUGUUCCUACAGAUGCAGAUACACUUAUUGCUUAUGCAAACACGCAAGGAUAUGCCACGUUAGGUGAUUCCUUAGAUAGCAGCACACAGUUUACAUUCUUCAUAAAUGCUUUGCUCAUGGUUUUCAAGAAAUUUUAUCGGAGAGAUCAUGUAGAAGAAAUGCUAAUCUCAGUCAGAGAAAGCCUUGCCCUGGGCGAGAAGAAAUAUUUUCAUAGACAAUGUAAAUAUUCAAAACAAAUGCCGUGCACGUGGAGCACGCUAACUAAGCGUCUUUAUCUCACAGCCUUUCAGACGGCGAUGGAGCAGAACUAGGCGCUGUCCAUAAAUGAACAAGCUUGUUUCCAUCACAGUGUUUCAAACGCAGAUGCGAUGUUGAAUAAAGUCAUGUAAUCGAAAA
Messenger RNA from Mercenaria mercenaria, 1600 nucleotides. Its product is annotated as caspase-3-like. Gene Ontology annotation, biological process: proteolysis. The coding region runs from base 196 to 1515 and encodes 439 amino acids. Lineage: Eukaryota; Metazoa; Mollusca; Bivalvia; Venerida; Veneridae. Gene Ontology annotation, molecular function: cysteine-type endopeptidase activity. The record is from RefSeq and is a predicted model, not a curated record. The transcript has 7 exons.